Molecule: messenger RNA, 1365 nt
Organism: Mollisia scopiformis
Lineage: Eukaryota; Fungi; Ascomycota; Leotiomycetes; Helotiales; Mollisiaceae
Product: putative RTA1 domain protein
Exons: 1
Coding region: 388-1305 (305 amino acids)
Cellular component (GO): fungal-type vacuole; plasma membrane
Source: RefSeq, a predicted model, not a curated record
CUAUCCGAAUUACGACGUAUGUAUGCGCCUGUGAGUGGCUGCCACAGUGGACCCUAUCCCCGGAUUGGAAGCUACUUGAAUAUUUUCACACGUGGAAAUGUGCUGCCGCUGUCUUAUCGGAAUAGUGGCGUCAAGUAGCACUUGUCAUUGAUUAAGUGUCCACGAUGUUUAUUCUUCGUUCCCCUCUUUAUCUUCUUCGUUGUCCAUUUUCGCACAGGAUUUAUUCUCAAGGUCUACAGUACUUGUGAACUUACUCAUGGCGACCUUGAUCCUACAGACUUAGAACACGACGCGCCGAACCGCAAUCCCUUUCAUUGUCUCAGACAAACAGAACUGCGUGAUCCGGAUCAAGGCUUGCGCCAUAAUCUUCAACAUCCCACCUUCACGAUGACCAAAUCCCACUACGACCUCUGCACCUCGGUGACCCCAGAGUGCCCCGUCAACGAAACCCUCUAUGGCUACUACCCUAAUUUGGGUGCGAAUGCCUUCUUCGCAGCUCUCUUCGCCUUCCUCCUCAUCGCGCAACUCAUAAUCGGAACAUGGACGAAAACAUGGACCUUCAUGCUAGCCGUUGGCCUCGGUGUAUUUGGAGAAAUGGCAGGGUAUAUAGGACGAUUGAUCAUGCACCAGAAUCCAUGGUCGAACGCUGGGUUCGAGGCGCAGAUCUGUUGUUUGGUUCUCGCGCCUAGUUUUCUGGCUGCGGGUAUCUAUUUGACGUUGAAGCAUAUGGUGAUCUAUUGUGGCCCGGAAUACAGUCAUUUGAAAGCGAAGUGGUAUCCGUGGAUCUUCAUCGGAAGCGACCUUGGAAGCAUCAUCGUGCAGGCCAUUGGAGGUGGUGUUGCUGCCAGCGCGAAGAAUAGCACGAACAAGAGCCUCUUAUCGGCGGGCGAUGCAUUGAUCAUUGCAGGAAUUGCUCUGCAAAGCGUCACCAUGUCUGUCUGCGGACUUCUAGUCCUAGAUUUCUUCCUCGCAAGAAGGAAGGCGAGAACAGAGCACAAAGCCGAAUUGGAAGGAACGGCGAGUCUGGAUGCUACGACGCUGCCGAAUGAUGUGCAUACAAAGAGUCCCUUGAGAUUCAGGAUCUUUUGUUGCGCGAUUGGGUUCGCGUUCUUUACGAUUCUUGUUAGGUGUAUAUACCGCAUUCCUGAGAUGGCGGGAGGAUGGGGCAACCCGAGGAUGAGGGACGAGCCGGUGUUUUUGGGGUUGGAUGGCGCGAUGGUUGCGAUGGCUUCCAUUGCGUUUACGGUUGCACAUCCGGGGUUUAUGUUCCCGCCGAUGAGGAAGGGGAGGAGGAACCCGGCUUAGUUGUGGACUUUCGUAGUUGGUUUAGUGGAAUAUAUGUGAUGCUCUAUGUUUGACUAUGAU